AUGCCCAUCUCGCUCACAAGCCCUGGUGCGCUCAAGGCGCUCUACGCCGGAAAUGCGCUCUGGUUUUCCAGCGCCUUUGUUCACUUCGCUUUCCGGCAGACAUUUAUCAUGACGAAGCUGAGCAAGCGCAAAACCAGCGGCAAUGAAAUCUUCAAGAAGAUGGCACAAGGAGAUGGCUGGCACCACGACAUCCUGGCAUAUCUCGGCGCCAUGAACACAUCGCUGGCAGCUCUGGCAAUCCUUCGUUUGUACGCCAUGGUCCGGCCCACGAAGGCUCUGUCGACCGGAACAGCCCACGGAGACAUCCCUUUGGACGUGCUGGCGUUGGUUGUCCUCGGCGUCGGUAACGCCUCACAGGCUUGGAUGAACUUCCGCACCGCUUUGACGAGUGAUAGAUGGAUCAUGGGCAGAGGAUUCGACAGGAUUACAGUCUUGGAUGCCGUUUUUACUGUCCUUGACUGGGUCGCUGCGCUUGGAAAGGCAAGAAUGCUAUAA
Molecule: messenger RNA, 495 nt
Organism: Clonostachys rhizophaga
Lineage: Eukaryota; Fungi; Ascomycota; Sordariomycetes; Hypocreales; Bionectriaceae
Source: the annotation of a GenBank genome assembly